UGGCGCCGAUAUAACGAGCCAAUUUCAAGCCCUACAACAAGCCCCUCGAUGAAGCCUCACGGACGGAGUCUGGAGGAUCGAUGGUAAGGGCUCGAUAUAUGAGCCAACAGGUAAUUUGAGGGUCAAUGGCCGGAACUCCGCGUUUCGCAGAACGAAUAGAGGUUACGUCACAUCACACCAACUGCCGAAAGCCGCGGUAUCCCCACAGCUCAUAGAGCUACUACUCGUUUCUCUGCUAAGUAGACCUCGACUGCUACCAGGAAAACGUCUUCUCUCCGCCAGCUCCCCCGCACUACACGCCGCUUCACGAUUCGGGAUUCCAGCUUCUGCCAUUCGUGCUCAGAAAAUCCUUUUAUCAGCUCGUCGGGUGCUCUAUACUACCUAGUCAUGAUGGCAGUCUCUUUGUACUUCAUCGUGACGCUUCUUGGUGCACUUGGCGCAUGGUUGUACACCCCUGUCAGACACUUCACCACUAUUCUAGGGUUUCGACCGUUCGAGAGUGCAGCCAAUAUACAUGGCAUCGAGACUAACUUCAUCCCUGACACGGCAGCCUGCGAAGACUUGGAAUACCAUGCUCCCUCGGGCAUGCUAUACACUGCUUGUGUGGGAGAUCUCGAACGUGCUCGUACUUGGAUGCCUGGUGCCGGGGCUCUAGAGCGCCCUGAUAGACCCCCCUUUGGUACCAUUGUGGUGAUUGACCCCACGACAUUGAAGUCACAGAAGUUGACCCUGGAAAACUUCAAAGGGCCCUUUUCUACGCAUGGCAUUAGCCUUUACACACCGCCGUCCAACCCAGACGUGGUAUAUGUAUAUGCCAUUAAUCAUCUGCCUAACCCGCGAUGGACGCUGGGCUCCAAGACAGAGGGAAGAGCGGCCUCACAAGUUGAACUUUUCGUGCACACUAUUGGCAGCAAGACAGCCCGGCAUUUGCGCUCAAUUAUUCAUCCCAUGAUCCGGACACCGAACGAUCUUCUCGCAAUCUCCGAGAAUGAGUUCCUGGUGACCAACGAUCACUACUACCGCGAGGGUUGGAUGCGAUCUAUCGAGGAGCUCGUUCGCUAUACGAGUUGGACUGAUCUAGUUCACGUGCGCUUCGACGACCAGAGCGUUGAUGCAGCCGUAGCGCUCGAUAGCAUCCCAACGAACAACGGUCUUGGGUGGGGACCUGAUCAGCAGGUUGUCAUCAGCGAUGCAGUGGGCGGCAACGUUUACUUCGCCAGCCUGCCCUCUACCGAGAAUAGGACGAUGACGGUCUCUCACUAUAUUCCCAUUGACUGUGUAGUCGACAAUGCUAAUUACUUCGCGGAUCCGUACGCCGGUGUUGAUGGCAAGGACUACAGCGGGUAUCUCAUGCCAGGGCUAGCAGACGCUACACAAUUCGUUCGCAGCUAUGGCGACCCAGAGUUCAAGGCCCCCAUGUCCGGUCAUGUCUGGUACCUACCUGCAAUCGCAGGCAAGAACAGGGAUGUCAACGGCAAGAAGCUUUCUAAGCUCAUCUUUAAGGACGAUGGGUACACUAUACGAUCCGUGACUACUGCUAUCCUUGUGGCUAUUGAUCCAGCGAAAAACGGUGGAAAGCGAGAGGGCUGGCUUUUCGUUACGAGUGUUAUUGGAGCACAGAUGUUGGCUAAUAGGAUUGAUUUCGAGACAGCGUUGGUCUAGAUCGAACACUGGACUGGGGCUGAUAUUACACAAUCUAAUUGCGGUUUAUGAUGUCCUUACUUUGACAAGCAGGUCAAAAGUGUGGAUAUUUAAAGUUGACUGACUUAAGUUCUCGGCAUUUGGGAUUUAAGAUAUAUGAUAUGCGCGGUUGAAUUUCCUGCGAGCGAUGAGACAGCCAAACCAUCAGCUCCUCCUUUGUCCUCACCAAUCAUUGAAACAAUCAAGAAUUCCUAUUCUCACAACGCUAGCUUCAAUAAGUGUUCAAGAUCAGCUACCAUUAUACUAACAGAUG
Molecule: messenger RNA, 1954 nt
Organism: Xylaria bambusicola
Lineage: Eukaryota; Fungi; Ascomycota; Sordariomycetes; Xylariales; Xylariaceae
Product: serum paraoxonase/arylesterase family protein
Exons: 3
Coding region: 388-1662 (424 amino acids)
Molecular function (GO): arylesterase activity
Source: RefSeq, a predicted model, not a curated record